This is a messenger RNA of Folsomia candida, 2557 nucleotides long. It is a transcript of the gene GlyRS, whose product is annotated as glycine--tRNA ligase. The transcript has 10 exons. Gene Ontology annotation, biological process: mitochondrial glycyl-tRNA aminoacylation. Gene Ontology annotation, cellular component: cytoplasm; mitochondrion. The record is from RefSeq and is a predicted model, not a curated record. Gene Ontology annotation, molecular function: glycine-tRNA ligase activity; ATP binding. Lineage: Eukaryota; Metazoa; Arthropoda; Collembola; Entomobryomorpha; Isotomidae. The coding region runs from base 16 to 2394 and encodes 792 amino acids.
UUGCAUAACGUGGGAAUGAGCAAACACGCCGGUUUAGGUUUAUGCUCAAAUCGCGAAUAUACCCAGCCUUUGCGUAAUAAUACGAGAGUUGUGCCGAUGAGGGUAACGGGACACGUUUCGUCUGUAGUGCAGGCCUUGUUUGCAGCAGCUGCCAAGAAAAAUUUCAACUUUCAAACCAACAGCACUUCAUUGUUGUCACCACAUCGAUUUCUAAAUCCGUUAGCAUCUGGUUGUCUUUCGGUUCGAAGGAACUCGACAAAUUCUGCUGCUCCUAGAAAAUCCAAACUUCCGGAGAAUUGGGGAACCAAGAAAAAAUCAGUGAUCGAAGAGUUCAAGAGCAAGAAGAAGAACAAGGACGUUAUCUACAUCAUGGCAGACAAUGCGGAAGAAAUUUUGGCCCCAUUGAGGGCAUCAGUGAAGGAGCAGGGUGAUCUCGUCCGGAAAUUGAAGGAAAUGGGUGAAGGUGAAAUUGAAGUUAAAAAAGCUGUCGUCGAACUUAAAGCGAGGAAAAAGAUCUUAGAAGAUAAGGAACUUGAAUUGACGCAAAAAGAUGACGGAUUUGAUCGGAUGAGAAUGGAGGAUUUAUUGAAGAGACGAUUCUUUUAUGAUCAAUCUUUCGCAAUUUAUGGAGGUGUCACUGGACAAUACGACUUUGGACCUAUGGGGUGUGCCACGAAAGCUAAUCUUUUAAAUUUCUGGCGACAAUUUUUUGUCCUAGAGGAAGGAAUGUUGGAAGUCGACUGUAGCAUCUUAACCCCGGAACCAGUCCUUAAAGCAUCGGGUCAUGUUGACCGUUUCGCUGAUCUCAUGGUGAAGGAUGAGAAAAAUGGAGAAUGUUUCCGCCUUGAUCAUCUCAUAAAAGCUACGGUUGAAAAGAUUGAAAAAGAAAAAGGCACAACAGCCGAAACGAAAGAUCGUAUCAGCACUGUAUUAUCUCAAUUGGAUGGCUACAAUAAAGAUCAAAUGGCCGGGCUCAUGGCCGAGUUCAAUGUCGUUAGUCCCGUUACCGGAAAUCCACUUAGCCCCCCAAUGGAGUUUAAUCUAAUGUUUUCUACCCAAAUUGGUCCAUCGGCAGCAGUGAAAGGUUUCCUUCGUCCGGAAACUGCUCAAGGCAUAUUUGUCAAUUUUAAGCGUCUUUUGGAAUUUUCUUCCGGAAAAUUACCAUUCGCUGCAGCACAGAUCGGCAACGCCUUCAGGAAUGAAAUUUCUCCACGAUCUGGACUAUUACGUGUUAGAGAAUUUACAAUGGCUGAAAUUGAACAUUUUUGCGACUCGAGUAACAUGAGUCAUCCAAAAUUUUGCGAAGUAAAGGAUACUUUAAUGACCCUUUACUCUGCUUGUGAUCAAAUGGAUGGAAAGAAACCAAGUCAGAUUACAAUCUCGGAAGCAGUGGGCUCUGGUCUCGUUGCAAAUGAAACUUUGGGAUUCUUCCUUGUCAGAAUCAAAAUGUUUCUAGAGAAGGUUGGAGUUAAUCCUGACAAGUUGCGAUUCCGUCAACAUCUUGGAAAUGAAAUGGCUCAUUACGCAAGAGAUUGUUGGGACGCUGAAAUUCUGACCUCAUACGGAUGGGUAGAGUGCGUAGGUUGUGCUGAUCGUUCUGCCUUUGAUUUAAGCCAACAUACAAAGGCCACCGGAGUAAAAUUGAUAGCUGAGAGGAGACUACCGGCUCCAAAGAAGGUGGAAAUGAUGCAAGCCAACUUGAACAAGGCCACAAUUGGGAAAGCUUUCAAACAAAAUGCAAAGGCGAUUGCAGAUUAUUUCGCAAACGUUGACGAAGAAGAAAUCAAGAAAAUUAACGAUAAUUUGCUCUCUGCUGGUUUUGUGGAAAUUAAAAUUGGUGAAAAUUCCUUCAAAAUUACUACAGAAGAAUUGAAAAUCGAGAAAGUUGAAAAGACUAUCCAUGUGGAAGAAUUUGUUCCAAAUGUAAUUGAACCAAGUUUUGGAAUUGGAAGGAUCUUGUAUUCUAUCUUUGAACAUAAUUUCAAAACCAGAGCUGAUGAUGUUCAGCGAACGUACCUCUCGCUGCCUCCUGUUAUUGCUCCCGUCAAAUGUUCUGUGCUUCCAUUAAGCAACAAGGCAGAAUUACAAGCCAGAGUUGCAGAGGUCGUUCAGGAAUUAAGAAAACGAGAAGUCUCUGUAAAAGUGGACGAUUCUAGCGGUUCUAUUGGUCGUCGGUAUGCUCGAACGGAUGAAAUUGCUAUUCCCUUUGGAAUCACAAUUGACUUUGAAACGCUAAACAACUCCAGCGUUACCUUACGAGAACGAGACUCAACUCUUCAAGUUCGUCUUCCGAUUGACAAAGUUGGUGAAACUCUGCGUGAUUUGUCUAAUGGAUCACUUAAGUGGACGGAAGUGAUGCAAGUUUUUCCAAAGUUCGAGUCCCAAGAAGCAUAAUGACUUUCUCCUGUUUAAAGUAUAAUUUAUUAAAGCUGAAAUGUAUGAUGUAAUCUACUACACAAUAAUUUUGACUCACAAAAUUGUCAUUAAUUGAUUAGAUUUUAUAUUUGGGUUUAGAUUUAAAUUAUUGAAUUAAAAUAAAAUCCAACCUUCCUAAUUA